AUGCCACGACGUCGUCAGCCUGCCGUUGGUAUUCGCCUGUUGCAAUGUGGACUGUCAUGGAAGGAGCGUCGCAGCUUUGCUUCGACUAGCCCAUCACAGGGACCGCUACAACGUAAGACUUCAGACGAAGGCACUCUGCUGGCCCGGCUCAACACGCUGCCCAACAUCCUCACACUUUCGCGCAUUGCAUCGUGCCCUCUGCUAGGAUAUUUCAUCAUACAAGGCGACUUGAAUAUACUCGAUCCUGCUGCCGACAAGAUCCUCAUGACCACACUCGUCGUAUCGCUGACCGCACGCGGACUGUUACCCGCGCCACUGGCUUUUCUCAUCCUCGGACGCGACAUUGCACUCGCGCUGCGAUCAUUCUACUAUCGCUGGCAGACGCUCGCGCCUCCGCGGACUUUCAGGCGAUAUUGGGAUCUCUCGAAGCCCUUUGCCGAGAUUAAGCCAACGCAAAUCAGCAAGUACAACACCGUACUUCAGCUGCUGCUCAUGGGCGUCACAACUAUCCACCCUCUGCUGCCGUACGACAUUGCUUCGCCUCUCUUGGCCUUCCAAUGGCUCGUUGCGGUCACGACGGUGUGGUCGGGCGUAUCAUAUGUCUUUGCGAGCAAUACCGUCAGGCGACUGUGAUGCAUCUACAACUGCG
Messenger RNA from Mixia osmundae IAM 14324, 649 nucleotides. RefSeq lists its product as uncharacterized. Gene Ontology annotation, cellular component: membrane; mitochondrion. The record is from RefSeq and is a predicted model, not a curated record. The transcript is spliced from 6 exons. Gene Ontology annotation, biological process: cardiolipin biosynthetic process. The coding region runs from base 1 to 633 and encodes 210 amino acids. NCBI's taxonomy places the organism in Eukaryota, Fungi, Basidiomycota, Mixiomycetes, Mixiales, Mixiaceae. Gene Ontology annotation, molecular function: cardiolipin synthase activity.